CGAGCAAAAAAAAUACAACAAAAAAAAACAAAAUUAUAUAUACUUAAUACACAUACAAUAUAAGCACAUUUAGCGCAGGCGUUGAACUAGUGCGAAACAAUAACAACAAAAAACUGAAAGAAAAAACAAAAGCGAGCGAGAAUAAUACACACACACACACACAAAGAGAGCGAGUGACUUGGGCCCAAGCCACAAACUGAAGCCCAGUGCAGCAGCCCCAGAAAAAGAAUACGAAUAAACCAAACUAGACGACGAAGAGCAGCUCGAGCGCGUCGAGCGUGCAAAUUAAAAGCGCACAGUAGCACGAAGGAAUACAGCACAGCACACAGCACAAACUGAAGCAACAUGGAAGUGGCAACAACAAACAAUCACAGUCAGAGCCAUCAUCAUAAUCAUCAUCGCAGCAGCAACAUCAGCAGUAACAACAACAACAACAGUGGAGGAGGCGGUUUUGCCGUUGGCAGCGGUUCCCGUUCGCCAUUUCAGCGCGAGGUGCGUGAAUGGCAACGCAUCGAUCCGGACACUGGAGCCCUGUUCAGCGGCCGCUUGGAGGCAGAUCGCUGGAUAAAUGGACCACUGAACAGCUAUGGCAAGAUAUCCGAUUCCCAAAAUAUCUCACAGCCCAAUGGCACACAGCACACACAGCGCAAACAGUUGGAGGUGCUGCGCACCGCCAAUGGCGCCAUGCAAGUGAUCCGCACACAGACAGUACAAAAGACAUCCUCCACAUCCCGUUGGUCCACCUCCUCAUCCAGCACCACCACCCGCAGCAGUGCGGCGCCCAUGGCGCUCUGGGCGUCCAAGCCAAGCCAAGGCGUUGACAUCUGUGAGCUUAGCGACGACGACGAUGACGACGACGAUGAUGAUCGUGACGCUGGCGUCGCUGUCAUCGUCGACCAUGAAUCGCCAGCCACAUCGAAGUCGAGCCACAGCUAUGGCCAUGGCCAGAAGGAGCUGUUUGAUGAUCAUGUUGAUUUUGUUGUGAUUAAUGGCCACUCGGACGACGCUGACGAGCGGCAACACAGCCAAGUCGAUGUCGACGACGACGACGAUGACGACGUACCUCAUUUGCACAAACUCGGCCACAAUUUGUUACCCGAUACUGCGCCAAGUUUGAAAUUGAGCAAUCUAAUGAAAAGCAGUUCGAGUAUCUCCAGCCAAAGCAGCAACAACUCAAAUUUAACAACUGCAGCGGCAGCGACUGUUGGCAACACCCUCAGAAAUGCGGGUAAAAUAAGCCUACAUGCAAUUGUUGGCCAGACGACAACAGCAGCGGCAACACCAUCCACAUCAUCAUCAUCAUCAUCAUUAUCAACGUGGCCCAAGCGACUGGGAAUGACGGAGCAGGCUGACUUAUAUGGCCAGAACAACAACAGCAGCAACAGCAAACGUCGCGUGGGUGUCCCAAGUGAAGCUGCUGGCGAUGCUGACGUAGCCGUUGUGGCCACGCCAACGCUGCGUCGUGAUUUGGAAAGUUUCCGGCAUUAUAACGAUGACGCCGCCACCGCCGCCACCACGACAACAACAACAACAACAACGAGAGGCGACAACGACGAUGAUGAUGAUUUGCGACUCAGUGCUCGCCAUCAGCGUCGCCAGCAGGUGUCCCAAUCCGUCUACGCCCCGCCAUUGCCCGCCAGCUUUGGCCACCUUGGUAGCCUGCAGCGUUCGCGUUCGAUAUCGACGGAUGAUCUCAGCAACGAUUGGCCCGAGGACGCCGAUGAACAGCCCUGCGGCGAUUGGCGACGUGUCAGCAAACUGCGACGCUCCUUUCAAUCCCAAGACUAUCACAAUAAAGUCCCAACUCGACCACGUCCGCGUCCCUUGGAUUUGCCCAGCAGUUCGGUGAGUGUGGCCCGCAUCAGGGAGGAGCUGGAGAACGGUCGACUCCUCAAAAAGGUCAUGCACAACAAUCACGUAGAUCUGGCAGCCCUCGACAGCAUUCUGAAUCCCAACACUGCCUCCACGGUCACGCAGUCUGCCAGCAAGCCGCUGGUGGCCAAGCGCAGCACAUUUCUCACAGCCGAAUCGCUGCAGGAGAUACGCGGCAAGCUCAAGAAACUGUCCGACGAGAGUCUAUACAAGGAGGACUUUCUGGCCCAUCAGACCAUCACGAAGCCAGCCGCCGUUGCAGUGCUGCAAUCCCCAGAACCAGCUCAAGUGUCGGCACCACCUUCCGCCUUUCGUGCCGUCCACAACACGCACAGUCUGGAGACGCGACAGCGGCCCAAAGACACCAGCUCCAGUGAGUGGCACUUGCGACGCAAGUCCUACGGCUUUGAGAAGAUGUCGCCACCCGAGAGUCGCAGCAUUUUCCGCGUAGAUGCUUCCACGGACAGCGGCUUGGGUCGCUCCGGUGAGCAGCUGGGCAACUGGUCACCCACCACAGAUCGCACUGCUGCCUCAGCUGCCAAUGGUGGACCUGGCUCCACCAUCAUCCACUUUGGACGUCAGCAAGCUGCGCAAUCGCCAGCUAGUCCCAAUGAAACCGAGCUGAGCAAGCGACACUCGAUUGCAGUGGAGGAAACUUGGCGCGACAUUCGCAAGACAUCGCAGGUGCACGUGAAUGGCGGUGCCGUGAACGGCAGCAACAGCAGCAACAACAAUAAUAUCAGCAGCUCCACACAGUUGCAGCGCAGCAGCGCUCAGAAGCGUGUGGAAUUCUGCAAGACAGAGGUGCAUUUUGCAGCCGAAUCAGGACGUGUGAAUAUUGUGGAAACCGAUGGAAAGCCGCCGCCCACGCAGAACUUUCGACGACGUCGACGCACAGCAAGCGGUCCACUGCAAAGUCUGGUGAAAUCGGCCAGUGUGACCAGCAGCAUCAGCAGCACAAGUACCACAAGCUCUAGCAGCAACAAUGUGACGCACUUUGGCGACGAUCCCACUGUGCGCAGCAAGCCAAUUGCCUCGAGCAAUGUGGCAUAUCGAGCAAUGCUCAUGGAUCCCCCUGAGCUGAUCACACAGCCUGUGGCUGGCAGUCAGGUGACGGUGAUAACGACGACACCGAAGCAGCCAGCAUUGGAGCCUCGCUACAGUCUGCUGGAGACGACGAGCUCAACGUCCAGGCAUAGCUACACUUCCACCAGUGGCGUGGAUACGACCGACAAUGAGACCGACGAGCUGGCCAACAUACGUGGCAUACUGAAGAACAAACCGAUUAAACCGAAACCUUAUCAUCUGGGCGAAAAUAUCGAGAGUGCCGAUGUGCUCUGGAGCAUGCCAGCUACGAUCAAAAGUGAGCGCGAGAGUAGUCCACCAAGCAGGGAGAGCGCCACUGGCGAUCACUCACCGAUCACCACCAAAUCGGUGGCCGAACGUGUGCGAAUUGUAGAGCAACGGCAACAGCAACCACAUCAGCAGCAUCAGCAACUACAACAACAACAACAGCCAUCGCCUGCUGGCAAUGGUUACUCCACAAAGAUCAAUGUGAGCCUCGGAGCAUCGGAGGAGUGGCUAGAAACAGGUUCAAGCUCAGGCUCAGGGCCAGUUCGUCGACGCAGCAGUGCCCAGGAGCUGCUGCUGCAGGACUUGCGCGUUCAUCAGCGCAUCCUCGAUGAGGGCCUCAAGUCCACAUCGCUGAUCAUGAAAACAAUGCGUUCGGCCAGCGAAUUCGAUGAGGCCAUGCGUCGUCUGAGCAUAGCUUCAAUCGAGUCCGCCCUAAUACAGCCCACAAUUGUGGUGCCUACGCCCAUGUUGCGCUCCCACAGCUAUCAGGAGGAGAGCUCGCGUCGUACCUCGACCACAUCGAUAACCAGCAGCGAUCUCUUUGGCAGCACCCUCUAUGACUCCUUGCCACGUACACCGCUGGCACCGCCGCGUCUCAAGCUGCUCGGCAACACGCAAAUACCCGUUAGUCAGCAGUUGAUGCAACUGCGGCGUCUCUACGAUGCCGCAGAGCAGGAGGAGGACAGCGCCGAUGAGGAGGUGAAGCGCUAUUUCCGCGAGAACAGCAACAGUGAUAGUGGAGGUGGCACUCAGGACAGCUCCUCGCCCGAGGAUGUGGUGCACAAGGGUUGCGAGUACUCGAGCAGCUGGAGCCGGCUGAAGGCCAAGCGCACCAUCUGGAAGAUCGAGGCGCAAGAACAAACGCUAAAGCGUGCAGAUCUGCCCAAGUCCAAUGUGAUGAACAUUGCGCUGCAUGCCCCACGGCUGCAAAAGCCAAAGCCAGCGCCUCCCACGCUACGCAUUGGUCAGCUGGUGCCUGUGGCCAAGCCUCGCACUCUGCUCGUCCAACCGCAGCCACAGCAACAGCCUCAGCUCACACAGCUUCCUGUGGAUAAUGGCGACGAGUCGGGCAGCGAGUCCUUGAAGAUUGUGAAGGAGGCUCGUGGCGCACGCAAGCUGCGUGAACAUGAGCUCUCCUACUUUGGGGUGCAACUCUCCGACACCCAGCCAAACCCCAAGCUGUCCACCAAUCCACGACGCACGCUGCCGUCACGCAGUAAGCAAGCAAUCCACAACGAGGAGGAAUCCACCACAGCAACCACAACGACCACCAAGUGGCAGUUGUUGAACGAUCGACCCGAUUUACUUAGACACAGCCCACAGGGCAACGACGAAAGCAACAACAACAUCAAAGACUACAACGAGGAUGACGAGCAUUGCUAUGAGAACAUUGCCAACGAGUUGACCACCACGUUCCGUGUGAAGUCGCCAUCUCCGAGCUACGAACGAAAAGCAGAUUUGCAGCGAGAUGCGCAGAUUCUUAGCGAGAUGACACGCAAUGCUGAUCAAACAUUGAAGGCACUCUCCGAUGAGGCUGCCUACAAGGAUCAGCGACGUAGAUCCUGCUCGCUACAGCGUCGCAGCGCCAAGCCUCUGGCCACCAUCGACGAGAAGGUCAAGACAUCGAGUGUGACCCGCGGCACUUUUGCCUCAGAGGCGCGUCGCAAUUCACGCCAAUCGACGCCCUCGCCAACUCGAGCACGCAGCUCAUCGCAGUCAUCCAUUGAGUGUUGUCCCCGCGAUCGCUCGCGUUCCAGUUCGCGUGAAUCCAUGACCCAAGGUGGCAACUCGUCCGACGACAAUCAACUGAGCAAACAGCGCGUAGAGCGACUGCGCAUGCGCACCCCGAAGCGAGAGAAGUCUCGCCACGAAUCAAACGAACAACAGCGAUCAUCACGACAGAGCAGCAAGCCACGCAGCAGCUCCAGUGCUGUCACCCAUCAUCACAGCAGCAGGCAUCGUGAGAAGGAGCACAGCAGCGAUCACUCGGGUGUCAAGCAUAGCUCGGCUUCGGCUGCCGUCGGUAGCUCGUCGGGUGGCUCGACACGAUUGCUGCGCUCAUCGCGUGUCAGCGAAGAGAGCCGACCACGCACCAGCUCUCACCGCACCAGCGACCUAGAGCGCAAUCGCGAAAGAGAGCGAGAGCGUGAACGUUCGCGCGGCAGUGAGAAGCACCGAGAAGAGCUGUCACGUUCACGUGGUCACUCCAGUCGCUCGAGACACAGUGAACAGCAGCAGCAGCAGCAGGCAGCAACAGCGGGUCACAAGUCGAGUAAAAGCGUUCGCAGCAGCAAUCACAACGACACUGCACACACAACGUCGUCGGCACACAGAAAGUCUGCGACUGGUUCUAGGACAACAACAACAACAACAGACAGCACUACAAAAAGCACAACAACGCACAAAGCAACCACAGCUACAGCUACAACAGCAACACCUACAACAACGCACAACGAACUGACACACGGUAAAAGCACACUGAAUGGACAUCAUCAUCACCAUCAGCAUCAUCAUCAGCAUAGCAGCAGUGGAGGCAGCAAGCAUCAUGGAGGCCAACAGCCUCAGCAUCAUAUGCACAGUCUGACCACAACGACAAUUGCGGCCACAAAGCAUCAACGCGAUCGCCAUGGCAAGGAUAGAAAAUAACUAUAAAGAAUGGGAAGAAAACAAGAAAGAGAAAGAGAGGGAACCUAUGAACGAAGCAACGAACUACUAAACCUAUACUAAAUAAUAUAAAAACUAACUAAGAUAUAUACAAUAUAUUCAUAUUUUAUGGCGUGCUUAUUUUUAAGGCGCUUUUACGAAGCCAACUUUAUGUGCAUAAAUCUGGUAAUUUUUGAAAUUUUUCUCACAUUUACAAAAAUUUCAAGAUAAUUACUUAAAUUGGCGUAUAAACAACAAAAAAAGUGUUUACUAAUCCCACUAUUAACAUUUUAUGCGUGCAUCUAUUAAAGCGAUUUCCAAAAGCAGUUCCUUCAGCACAUUCAUACAUACGAUAUAUAACAUACAACAUAUAAUAAUUAACUCAACUAAUUUAUACACCAACAUGUUUUGGCAUAAAUUCAAAAUUCAAGUAUUAUACUAUGCCAACCCUGUUACAAUAUAUAUCCAUAAUCGUACCUAACAUUUUGUUAAAAGAAAAACAAUAUUUGUCCUUUAUGUUUACAAACAUUCAUAAAUGAAAAAAUGCAUAUAAAUUUAAAUAAAUAACAAAUGAUACUCAUAUAUAUUCUUUAAUAGCAUUAAGUUUUGUAAUUUGCAUAUGCGAAACGAUUUUCAUUUAUACAAUAAUUUUUAAAGAUUUCGCACAAGAUUUAGAAUCUGUUUUUCUGUA
Messenger RNA from Drosophila albomicans, 6559 nucleotides. RefSeq lists its product as uncharacterized. NCBI's taxonomy places the organism in Eukaryota, Metazoa, Arthropoda, Insecta, Diptera, Drosophilidae. The record is from RefSeq and is a predicted model, not a curated record.